Messenger RNA from Cokeromyces recurvatus, 1758 nucleotides. RefSeq lists its product as uncharacterized. NCBI's taxonomy places the organism in Eukaryota, Fungi, Mucoromycota, Mucoromycetes, Mucorales, Mucoraceae. Gene Ontology annotation, biological process: protein phosphorylation. The coding region runs from base 257 to 1528 and encodes 423 amino acids. Gene Ontology annotation, molecular function: ATP binding; protein kinase activity. The transcript has 3 exons. The record is from RefSeq and is a predicted model, not a curated record.
UUUUUUUUUAAAAAAAAUAAUUGAAACCUAUUUACAAUUACAUCCAAAGUUCAACACUUGCUUAAUAAGUGCACAUCUUAAAAGAAAAAAAAUCAGAGGUUUUUUUUAAUUUUAUAAUUUUGCUUUAUUAAAAAUUAUAAAAAAAAAAUACAAAAAAAAAUAGUUUUAAAUUUCGCACAAUCUCACACUUUUUUUUACAUUAAAUUAAUAUAACUUUAUUUAUAUAAACAUCCAUAAAUCAAACACAAAUAUAAAAAUGUCGUCCAUUAAUAGACAAGAUGAAAUGGAAGCAGGAGAAAUUGUUAUGGAAGGUAAACCCUACAAUGAAAAUAAAAAACGAGGUGUAGAUGAACUUUAUGGCUACUAUCGUUGUUUUGAAGAAGAAGAAGAAGAUCCAUUUGCUGAAUAUGAAAGACUUUCUCGUACAAAUAGAAGAAAAGAAGAGAACCGUGACGAAAAAAGACACCGUUCAUCGUCUUAUCAUCGCCGCUUUGAACAUAGAUCACCUUCGUACUCAUCAUCUAGAAGAAAACAUUCUCGAGAUUAUGAAAGUAAUUAUAAGGAUAAAAGAGAAAAUUCACAUGUAUCCUGUCGUGGUGAUAAUAACAAUCAUAGGCGCUCUAGAUCACCUUUAAGGAAAGAUAGCGUUAUCAAUACUGUCGCUAAUGAUAGUUCUUCUGAAAGUAAAAAAUACACUACGACUAUAGCUGAAGAAGAUAAGAGCCGACCUUCUAAAGUUGCAAAAGAAAAAGAAAUCCCAAUCGUUGAUUUUGAAAUUGAAGAUGAGGAAGAAAAGAAAAAAGAAGAAGACAGACUUAUUGAAGAGCGUAGAAAGAGAAGACAGGCUAUUUUAAAUAGAUACAAAUCAAGUCUUACCCCAUCUUCGCCUAAUACACCAUCAGCAAUCACUACUUCCUCUUCACCUAUUCAAAUAUUAACCUCUACUACUGAAGAAAAAAUGACGACUACUCCAUCACCCACGGAGCCUGAUAUGGAUAUUGAAAAGGAUAGUAAUGAUAUAGAUAAAUCAAGUGUGUCACCUUCUCAACAAAUUUCAGCAGCUGAUUAUGAUCCUUCAAUGGAUAAAGACCUUCAUCACAGUCGUUCUGAAACUGAUUUGCUCAAGAAAAAGGAUGAUCAAGAAAAAGUAAUUGAACGUAGUGAUAGUCAAGCAGAUAUGCUUGCUUCAGAUUAUACAGAAAAAUUAGAACAACCUAAAAUAACAACUGAAAUUGAUAUGUUUUCUGAUAAUUUAGAUAUGUUUGUUGCUGCUGCAGAUAUUACUGCUGUUGACCAGAACAGCGCUUUAAUAAAUAAUGCAACUGCAGCAACAAAUCCUAAUUUAACUGAUAACUGGGAUGAUCCUGAAGGCUAUUAUAACACUCGUAUUGGCGAAAUUUUGGAUAAAAGAUAUCAAGUACUUGCUCAUUUAGGACGAGGUGUUUUUAGCUCCGUUGUCAAAGCCAAAGAUCAAAAAACAAAUGAAGAGAUAGCCAUUAAAUUAAUCCGAAAUAAUGAAACAAUGUAAGUAAAUGAUGUUAUUAUAUGUAUAUAUGUAUGUACAUAUGUAUGUAUAUAUGUAUAUAUGUAUCUAUAUAUAUAUAUAUAUAUGUGUGUGUGUAUAUAACUGAUAAUUUGUUUAGGUACAAAGCAGGCCAAAAAGAAUUAACUUUCCUCAGGAGACUAAUGGAAGCAGAUCCUGAUAAUAAGAAACAUGUUAUCCGUUUACAAAGACACUUUGAACAUCGUUCACAUUUG